Lingula anatina is the source of this 2881-nucleotide messenger RNA. Its product is annotated as DNA damage-binding protein 2. NCBI's taxonomy places the organism in Eukaryota, Metazoa, Brachiopoda, Lingulata, Lingulida, Lingulidae. Gene Ontology annotation, molecular function: damaged DNA binding; protein binding. The record is from RefSeq and is a predicted model, not a curated record. Gene Ontology annotation, cellular component: Cul4-RING E3 ubiquitin ligase complex; nucleus. Gene Ontology annotation, biological process: response to UV; DNA repair.
UCUUUUUUAAGGACCACUUCUUAUGAAGCGCAUGUUUAUAGUGAAAUAUUUUAAUAUGGAAUGCAGUAAAAGAUAAAAUUACAUUAACAUUUGCAGUACAUAGAGUUAUAAAAUGGUCAAAUACCAAUCAGAAUUACUAUACAACAAAGCUGUAAAAAUGAGCUUUGUCUGUUUGUCGGCACGGAAGCGGAAAUUAGUUUCCCGACAUGCAAUGGGGUGCCGCGAAAGUUUACAUAAGUGACCUACAGACACAUGUGCGUUUGUUUACAUCACAAAAAAGCAAUCAGGUUGAUUGUUGGCAUUUUGUGUAGUCAUGUCUUCUAAGUCAACCUCAAAAGGAAAAAGGAAAAGAAAACAAGAUGGACCUGACCCCUGUCCACCCUCAACUGGUCAUCAGUCCAGCAGCCGAACUAGGACGCUGCGCCAAAGGAAGGACAUCGACUAUAAUGAAAACAUCUCAACCACCAAAGUGCAAGCAAUCAGUGAAACAAAUAUUGGAGAAACUGUGCACAUUUUGAAGACUGAAAAAGUUAGAAAAGUUGAAGAAAAUACUUCAAAGAAAAAAGAGAGAAAGAGCAAAAACUCCUCAACAGUGAAAGAUGAGAAGUUGAAAGUUACAAAUCAAACAGAGACUGCUGCAGAGAUAGACAGAAAAAGAUGUAUGAAAUCUUCAGAUGAGGAUCAGAUUCAAAACAAUCAAGAAAAACAUCUGCUUGAUCAAUCUGAUCAAUUGCAAAAUAAACUAGAAUCAGAUUAUAUUUCACCCACGUUGAUGCCAUUUUCCCCAAACUUCAAUGAGAGGACUAAAUUUCCACUUUUUCAGCCAUCAGUCCCUCAUUUUACAAAUACAAAUAACUUUAUCAACCACAUUCUACAAAGGUCCUUGGGAAAUAAUUCAUCAGUGAAAAAGAGUGUACAUCAGCAGAUCAUUGACAGGGUGACUGAUCUGGAACUUUACCGCACAGGAAGUCCAUUUGAACGCCGUGUGACCGCCAUUGAGUGGCAUCCAUCAUGGCCGCACAUCGUAGCUGUUGGAGACAAAGGGGGAGAGAUUAUUCUGUGGGAUAUUAACAAUGUCAGCAAUGAUUAUUUCAUACCAGGAAUGGGUCCUGGAGGGUCCAUCCAGGCAAUGAAGUUCUGGCCGCGUGACGACAGACGUGUGGUCACAGCCUCCAUUGACGGCACUGUCACCUUGCAGGACUUUGAGGGAAAACACAGACAGAUAAUACUGGACACCAUGAACUGUCAUGACUUCUGGUACUGUAGCUUAGACGUAAACAAGAGAAGAAGUUUGUUAGUAGCAGGAGAGAAUAGUGGAAAACUGGCCUUGACUUCACUGGAAGGGAAAAAGGUGUUUGAGGCUCGUCUUCACAAGGGUAAGAUCACGCACUGUGAGUUCAGCCCACGAGAGGACUGGCUGCUGUGUACUGCCUCCAUAGACCACACUGUACAGUUCUGGGACCUGAGGAUGCUCAAAGACAGAAAGAGCACUUUGCAGACAAUAAACCAUGAGAAGGGGGUUAAUUCUGCCUACUUUAGUUUAACUGACAGUUGCCGCCUGCUGACGACAGAUCAGCACAGCGCCAUCAAGGUUUUCUCCGCGCCAUUGUGGGAGUUGGAGACCACCAUAGUGCACCCGCACCGUCAGUUCCAACACUUGACUCCUAUCAAGGCACAUUGGCACCCACUACAAGAUUUGAUAGUAGUUGGAAGAUACCCAGACCCUAAUUUCCCAGGAUUCACCACCAGGGAACCAAGGUCCAUCGAUUUCUUCGAGGCCUCUACGGGAAAAUUGGUUUACCAGUUGUAUGAUCCUGCAGCACCUGGCAUAGUUUCUCUCAAUAAGUUCAACUCCCAGGGGGAUGUUCUGUGCUCAGGAAUGGGCAGAAGCAUUCUAAUAUGGACAGAUAAACACAUCAUUGCUAGCAAAAAAGAUUCCUUGAUGACUGAUAUGAAAAAGAGUGCCCUCGGUCAGGCAAAUUAUCCAAGGUCAAGGUCAUCAGCAAAUAGGUCAAGGCCAUCAAACCCCACUAAGGUCAAGAAAGAAAGCAAGGAUAAAACUUCAGCACAGAAGGUAAAAAUGAAAAUGAAGAAUUCAAAGAAGUGAGGAGUACAGUAAAUACCUUGGCAUCUUGAAUGGAACAUUGAAUUUGAGGAAAAAGGCACCGGCAACUGAAACAGAAUUUUUAGUCAUAUUGAUGUUGGAAGCCAAACCACUGAAAUCAAACAAAAAGAUGUAACCACGUUUCAUUAGUCAAUUAUAUAUGCAAGUUUAAUCAAAGCAUGAGGUUAUAUACCUGUACAUGGAUGUACCUGUAUUAUAACAGAAAAAGACUGUGAAACAAGAUUAUCAGAUACUCACUGGCCACAUAAAGUAUAGAUAAAGAAUAUAUAUAUAUAUAUAUAUAUAUAUAUAUAUAUAUAUAUAAUGGAAAGUCCCUAAAGAAACUGAGUGGAUCUACACUCUUAUGAAACUAUAAGUAUAAUGCCUUGUUGGUCAAAGUAAAAUUCAGUCCCAUAUAAUAAUAUAAACCACAGUCUGUUGUAGAAGCAAGAGAUAAAGAUAAUUAAUAAGUCAAAGAAACCCAUUUCUUUUAUAUGUCUUCCAAAAAUCCAAGACUUAACAUGGAGAAUAAUGAAAAAAAAAAUCCUUUGAGGAAGGCAGUUGCUGCCCUACUUAUCUGAUGCUGAUACAAUAAAGGCUUUGAAGAACUAAUGUCCAAAACCAUGUUGCUGUUGGCAGGAUUUCUUCUGAGAAAUUUGUCUGUCAAUGUGAUUUAUAACAUCAACUAAUGGUGAAGGUUAAUGAAUCUCCGUUGGUAAAAUUAUCACGUACUUUACAACGCGCAUACAGGUAUUUCACAACACACACACAAAGAAA